Misgurnus anguillicaudatus (oriental weatherfish) is the source of this 1707-nucleotide messenger RNA. It is a transcript of the gene chtopa, whose product is annotated as chromatin target of PRMT1a. The record is from RefSeq and is a predicted model, not a curated record. Lineage: Eukaryota; Metazoa; Chordata; Actinopteri; Cypriniformes; Cobitidae.
UCCAUUUUCCCAGCUGAGCUCGCGUAGUUAGCACCAUUUUGUGAUGAAUGAGGGAGGGUAGAUAGGUCGAGGCUCAUGUUAAAGUAGACGUUAAAAUAGUUAAUUGUAUAGGGGGUACUGUCUUUCUUUUAGUCCUUAAGAAAAUAUCUGGUGGUCUGGCGAUAAUUGUAUUACUUUACCGAGGGUCAAAUAGAGAAUUUUCGAGGAAAAAUUAUUCAGCGACUGGUUAGCUAAACCGCUAAUAGAUCUGCCGAGUCAACCAAAACUCGCUUCACGGAGUCAUUGAAAGAAAAUAGAGGAGACAUCCCUUCCAGCCUGAAGAAACAUGAGUGCCCCUUCUUCUCAAAAAGUCGUGCUGAAAAGCACCACCAAGGUGUCCCUGAAUGAGCGCUUCACAAACAUGCUGAAGAACAAGCAGCCGACCGUGAGUAGCAUCAGGGCCACCAUGCAACAGCAGCACACGGCCAGCGCCCGGAAUCGUCGCCUCGCCCAACAGAUGGAGAACAGGCCCUCUGUGCAGGCUGCCCUGCAACAUAAACAGAGCCUAAAGCAGCGACUCGGGAAAAGCAACAUCCAGGCCAGGUUGGGUCGACCCAUUGGCCCGCUGAUGCGAGGAGGCGCUGGAGGGCGGGGAUUUAUCGGAGGAUUGCGCGGAGCUGGAAGAGGAUUGCGUGGAAGAGGUAGAGGUGGUGCCAUGAGAGGAACGCUCUCUCUCAGAGGUCCCGGUCAGAUGCGAGGGAGGGGUGGUCCCGGUCGUAUGGGUCUUCGUCGUGGCAUGCGUCAGCGUGGAGGAGCCAUGGGACGAGGAGCUAUGAUGGGCCGAGGAGCAGCACGUGGAGCACCUGGAGGAAGAGGCCGUGGGGGUCUGAGAGGUCGUGGAGGGUUUGCUGGAAGGGGUCGUGGACGCGGCAGAGGCCGAGGAGCAGGUCGUCCAGUCGUCACACGCGAACAGUUGGACAACCAGCUUGACGCUUACAUGUCUAAAACCAAGGGCCAUUUGGAUGCAGAGCUGGAUGCAUAUAUGGCACAGGCAGAUCCUGAGAGCAUGGAGUAACCAGAGCUGAGAAUAACAGCAGGCUGCCCAAAGAUCUGCAGAUAAUAGACUGAUUGACAAGUUACGUAUUCAGUACAAUUUCUUGUUGACACUCUCAGAUCGGCAUAUACAUUUGGAAGUGAUACAGAGUCACAAAUCUUAUCCCAUUUAUGUUUAAUCAGUCAGCACUCGCAUUGCGUGUGUCACUGAACUUAAUAUUGUUUGAAGAUAAAGUCUCACUGGAACCGAUGAAUAUAAAUGACAUCUUUUGCGACAGUUUUGUAUAACAGGAGUAAAGUGAGAAAUCAUUGAUCUGUAAUUUUAGAGAUUGUACUUGAUCUUUCUUGCCUUUUAGUAAAACCAGAAGAGUUCAGAAAAAUUCUGAAAUUGAUGAUGUAAAAAAACUGUGAACUCUAACCUCAGUAAAUAUGAUCAGCUGGGGUUAAGUUAUUUUAUAUAGACAAACAAGUGUUCACAAUCUCAAUGUUCUACUAAUGUAGACCUUUUAUUGUAAUGGUUUUAUGUUUUAAAAGUUAGAAGUUUUAUUAUGUAUAAGGUGUUACCUUGCACUGUCUUAAAUUGUCAUUCUUUUUUUGCUCAGUUGUCAAAAGUUAUAUUGUAAUUCUGUUCAUUAAGUUUUUCUUUUGGCAAAUAAAACUCAAGCAAUAAGAGCA